Drosophila montana is the source of this 5300-nucleotide messenger RNA. RefSeq names its product I[[h]] channel (gene Ih). NCBI's taxonomy places the organism in Eukaryota, Metazoa, Arthropoda, Insecta, Diptera, Drosophilidae. The transcript has 15 exons. The coding region runs from base 177 to 4310 and encodes 1377 amino acids. The record is from RefSeq and is a predicted model, not a curated record. Gene Ontology annotation, cellular component: membrane; HCN channel complex. Gene Ontology annotation, molecular function: voltage-gated potassium channel activity. Gene Ontology annotation, biological process: regulation of membrane depolarization; sodium ion transmembrane transport; potassium ion transmembrane transport.
CGCGCCUCUGUGUCCGUGUGUUAGUAGGCGAAAGUUGUGAGUGGAGCAACGCUGCCGACGACGACAACGAGGAGGAGGAGCAGGAGGAGCAACGGCAUAACUGUGUACCUAACGGCAAAAAUCAAAUUUUACCGUUCCCAUGCGGAGCUGCUGGUGGUGCUGGGUGGUAACAAAAAAUGCACGUUAAACACACACAGCGGCGAGUUAGCGGUCCUGGAGCAUUCGGAACAUUUACCAACGACCAACGCGCCAGCCGAGACAACUUGUGCCCCGACGAUCAGCAGCAGCAGCAGCAGCAGCGGCAUUCGCACUCGCACCAGCACUUGGUGCGUCAGUCUCUGAUCAGCCUCAGUUACGCACAGGCGGGAACGAACUCCGCGGCGGCAGCGGCAGCUUCAGCGUCGUCGACUGGGCCCAUACCCAUACACUCGCAGUACUCGGCAUCGACCUCUGUGCGCAACAGUCCCAGUCCCAGCCCGGCGGCGGAUCAGCACAGCUGCAGCAGCGGCAGCCUUGGAGUCCCACUCGGAGUCGCACGCAGUCGGCGCGGCGAGCCGGCGGACCGGGAGCGUGAUAGAGACAGAGAUCGGGAUCGAGACAGAGAUAGAGACAGAGAUCGGGACGGGGACAGCGUCUCGCUGCUGAGAGGCGCCGCUGGCUUGGCCCAGCUGGGGCUUGAUGAGCCGCGCGCGCAACGGCAGCGCAGCAGCAGUCGUCUAUCGAGCGGCAUCUCGAAGCAGAACUCCAGCGACAGCCGCAGCGGAUUGCGCAUUCUCGAUCCGGCGCCCUCGCACAGCCACAGUCCGGUCAGCUGCGGUACGCAGAGCGUCAGCAGCACUGGCGGCCACUCGGCUCUGUACGAUGCCUGUCACGAGUAUACGCGCAGCUUGAGUGCAGCACCAGCGUCCGAGCAGGAGCAGGAUCAGGCGUCAGCAGCUGGCGGCGGCAUUGGAGCUUCCGGCCGCGGUGGCCUGCUGAAGAGCCACUACAGCGAGCAGCAGCUGUCGGAGCCGCACUUCACCAAUCUCAAUCUCAAUCUCAAUCUGAGCAGCGACUACGAUACGGGCAGCGACAAGCAGCAGCUGGUCAAUCAGACGUACAUCUUCAAGUGCAUCGCGAACAGUCCGUCGUUUCUGCGCACCAACAAGAUCAAGGAGCAGUCCAAGAAGUUGCGCAACUUAUCCCUAAAAACGCGCACGGCCAAAAAGAAGGGUCAGAUCAUUUCCAAGUCGAACGCCGUGUCCGACAAUUCGCUGCAUCCGGGCGACAAGUAUCUGAACUUGUAUCUGGUCGAGAAGAAGCACUCGCUGCAGCCACAGCCCAAUCCAGCUGCCACCUGCUCAGCUCCAUCCUCUUCCUCAGCAGCUGCGGCGGCGGCAGCGGCAGCGGCGGCAGCGGCGGUACGUCAACAGCAGCUGCCGGCCUUGUCGGCGGUUGCGGCACGACAACAGCAGCUGCUGCUGAACGGAUCGCUGAAGGGCAAGACGAAGACCUUUCCCGCAUAUCGAGCAUCGGUGCGCAGCGAGAGCGACGACAAGGAGUAUCGGGGGGGCAGCAACACGAUACCGACAACGGGCAAGAGUCCGCCGGUGCCGCACUCGCUGGCGGCCAAGAUCAGCGGCAAGAACUGCAACAAUCUGCUGCAGAGCGCCGGCAACAAGCUAAGCGUCAGCAGCAACUCCUGCCACAAGCUACAUGCCCACGGACAGGGUCACGGACACGGACACGGCGCCUACAGCACGCAAUCGCCCAAGAGCUCCGUCUCGAGCAACGGCCAUCUGAACAAGUACUGCCUGACGGAUCUGACGCGACGCAAGGCCGAGUUCAAUCGCCAGCUGAGCGCGCCGACAGACUACACACAUCACUCGUCCAGCAACGGCUCCCAGCAAGGCUCGGAGGCGGCCCAUGAGCCGGUCGGCGAGUCCACGAUCACAGUAGCCAGCGCCGGAGUACCGCUGGGACACGGACAUCUGCACGGACACACGCGCAGUCUUGGCGGCGGCGGCGUUGCCGGUCAGGCGUCCACGGCGCCGGCCACACUCAAAUCGCUGCAGCUCCAGCACAAUUUCGGUGUACACCAUCCGCCGGCACGGCCCACGUCCACGUCGUGCACCAACAGCUUCAAUCGGCGGCACAUACGCCGGCACAAGAGCAAGCUCAGCGAGCGCCUGCUGAACGGCGAUAGCGAAGAAUCGGUGCGCUGCUCAUAUUGCUCCGUAUUGAAUGUGAAUGAGAACGACUUGCGCAUUUCAUUUGAGAACACCUGCACCGACUCCCUGGUCACCGCUUUUGAUGAUGAGGCGCUGCUAAUAUGCGACCAAGGAACCGAAAUGGCAAGAGCAAAGGUACACUUUGAUGAUGUGUCGUUGUACGGCACUCCGAAAGAGGAGCCAAUGCCCAACAUACCGAUAGUCUCGGAAAAAGUCUCGGCGAAUUUCCUAAAAAGUCAAUUGCAAUCAUGGUUCCAGCCGACAGACAAUCGUCUGGCCAUGAAAUUAUUUGGCAGCCGCAAGGCAUUGGUCAAAGAACGCAUACGUCAGAAAACUUCCGGGCAUUGGGUAAUACACCCGUGCAGUUCAUUCAGGUUUUACUGGGACCUUUGCAUGCUUUUAUUAUUAGUAGCAAAUCUUAUUAUCCUGCCAGUCGCAAUAUCAUUCUUCAACGAUGAUCUGAGCACACGAUGGAUUGCCUUCAACUGCCUAAGUGAUACUAUUUUUUUAAUAGAUAUUGUAGUCAAUUUUAGAACAGGAAUUAUGCAACAAGACAACGCUGAACAAGUAAUAUUGGAUCCAAAGCUUAUAGCUAAACACUAUUUAAGAACCUGGUUUUUUCUCGAUCUGAUUUCGUCGAUACCAUUAGAUUAUAUAUUUUUAAUUUUCAACCAAAUUAUGAAAUUGCAGGAUUUUUCUGAUUCUUUUCAAAUAUUGCAUGCCGGACGCGCUCUGCGCAUCCUUCGUCUAGCUAAAUUACUUUCCCUAGUUCGCCUGCUCCGACUCUCCCGCCUCGUGCGCUACGUAUCCCAAUGGGAGGAGGUCUAUAUUCUGCAGAAUCUACAGAAAAAAAGUGCUGAUCGCAGAGGGAGAAUGCACAGAAAAGACAAAGAUGGCUUGACAAAAAGCAACCUAAUUCUCAAGUUCCUCAAUAUGGCCUCGGUUUUUAUGAGGAUCUUCAAUUUAAUUUGCAUGAUGCUCCUGAUCGGACACUGGAGCGGUUGUCUGCAGUUCUUAGUGCCAAUGUUACAGGGUUUUCCAUCUAAUUCCUGGGUAUCCAUCAACGAGCUACAGGAAUCAUAUUGGCUGGAGCAAUACUCAUGGGCAUUAUUUAAGGCCAUGUCACAUAUGCUAUGCAUAGGAUACGGCAGAUUUCCACCACAAUCACUGACGGACAUGUGGCUGACGAUGCUCUCGAUGAUAUCGGGCGCCACAUGUUAUGCAUUGUUCCUUGGUCAUGCGACCAAUCUAAUACAGAGCUUGGACUCCAGCCGGCGGCAGUAUCGCGAGAAGGUCAAACAGGUGGAGGAGUAUAUGGCCUAUCGCAAAUUGCCGCGCGAUAUGCGGCAACGCAUCACGGAAUAUUUCGAGCAUCGGUACCAGGGUAAAUUCUUCGAUGAAGAGUUGAUACUUGGCGAGUUGAGCGAGAAACUGCGCGAGGAUGUCAUCAACUACAAUUGCAGGUCCCUCGUGGCGUCAGUGCCUUUUUUUGCUAAUGCCGAUUCGAAUUUUGUUUCCGACGUAGUUACCAAACUGAAAUACGAAGUUUUCCAACCAGGUGAUAUUAUCAUAAAGGAGGGCACGAUCGGUACAAAGAUGUACUUCAUACAGGAGGGCGUUGUGGACAUUGUCAUGGCCAACGGCGAGGUUGCCACCUCACUAUCGGACGGCUCUUACUUCGGUGAGAUCUGUUUGCUGACCAAUGCGCGUCGUGUGGCCAGCGUGCGAGCCGAAACCUAUUGCAAUCUAUUCUCGUUGAGCGUGGAUCAUUUCAAUUGCGUUCUGGACCAGUAUCCGCUGAUGCGCAAGACCAUGGAAACCGUGGCUGCCGAGCGGCUAAACAAGAUUGGCAAAAAUCCGAAUAUAAUGCAACAAAAGGACGAGCAGCUGAGCAAUCCAGAAUCGAAUACGAUUACGGCGGUGGUCAAUGCAUUGGCCGCCGAGGCCGAUGACUGCAAGGAUGAUGACAUGGAUCUCAAGGAGAAUUUACUGCAUGGGUCUGAGUCGAGCAUUGCUGAGCCGGUGCAAACGAUACGCGAGGGCCUGCCCCGGCCCCGAAGCGGCGAGUUUCGGGCUCUAUUCGAGGGGAAUACUCCAUGACACUGAGGCAACACAACUAGCCCAUCCGGCGUGCAUCGAGCAACCAUCUGAGUAGCGGUUCGCAGUCCCAGAAACAAAAACAAAAGCAAAAACAAAAACAAAUAGCAAUACACAAUACACACACAUAGGACACACUCACACACAUACACUUGCGUAUAUAAUAAUUAGUGAAAAAAAGAAAACAAAAAAAAAACCCUAAAAAAAGUACAGCAAAAUGAUGAAUCAAUUUACGGUAGUCUACAUAUAUAUGCAAUUGCGAUUUAGUAGAAAAUGACAACAGCAACAACAACAACAACAACAACAAAAGAGAUAGUAAACGUAUUACACAACAAUGUCCUCAAUAAUUAUUCAUAAUUUCAGCUCCGCUAACUGUGAUGAACUUUAAUAUAAGAAUCGAAAAAAAAAAAUGAAAAACUAAAAAAAAAAUGAGUACAUGAAUAACUUAUACGAUAAAAUUCAGCAGCCAGUUAAAAGCAUUCACACAGACACGACACACGGCCACACACACACACACAGACACUGAGUUACAGACACACACACAUACAUAUAUAAGUAGUAAAUCUACAUGAUAAGUUUUAUGCCCACGAUAUUGUAACGAUUACGAAGUGAAUAGAUGUUAGUCCUAUGGACCUACUACUAACAAAACUCUCUCACACACACACACACACACACAGACAGACAGGCAGACAGACAGACAGCCAGACACACACAUACACCUGUAGUUAAACAUACACGCACACACACACACACACACGUGCAUGAACUUAUGAUAUAAAGAAAACCGUUACGUUAUGCAUACAACAACAAAAAAUAAAAACAAAUGGAAUAUAAAUGCGCGUAGCUAUAUUAUGUACUCAAGAGCAAACCAAGAAUUAUGUAUUAUUGCGAUUAUAUAGCAUAUUUAAAUACGCAUUGCAAAAUGAAAACAACACUCAGCAAUACGAGUAAACACGACAAGAACAAAAACAAAAUACAAUAUUAUAAAAAGAA